Messenger RNA from Ceraceosorus bombacis, 2001 nucleotides. NCBI's taxonomy places the organism in Eukaryota, Fungi, Basidiomycota, Exobasidiomycetes, Ceraceosorales, Ceraceosoraceae. The record is from the annotation of a GenBank genome assembly.
AUGAGCACAGACAUAGUCGCCAAAGCACCAUCAUCAUCAUCAGGGCGAGAUUUGGGCGAACAGAAUGAUCUGUCCAUUGAGCCUGAUAUGUCCGCCGCACCGAGCAGUGCUGCGCUUCGCCAAUCGCACAUGACGCCCUCGAAUGCGCGACCGCGAGAGAGGCGAAGUCCAAAGCGAGCGCCGCCAGCUUUUCUGCUGCAAAUACGAGCCUCGCACAAUGCACUCAGAUCCAGCGACCUGAUCGGCUGGUCCAGCUCUGGCGGACUGCGACCCACAAAUAAAGACGGGAACUGCAUCAAGGAUGCUACCGGUGCUCUCGAGUCACCAAGCAAGGAUCAGCGCAUCGACGUGGAUGGUGACGGCUUGGUACAUGGCCGUGCGAGCCAAGAGACAGAGAUCGACAUGGACGAGGCGUUAGACUGGGAAGCAGAAGACUACGAUGAUGAGACUCUCACAGCCAGUGCUUGCUUCAUCGACUGGGAGCGCAGAAAGGUGACAAGCCCGCAAAGGGGGCACACAAAGCUUGCCGCACCUCUGCCAGAUGCCAGUCCGAGCGUACAGCACAAAGAGGAGACGGCUGUUGCGCCGCACGCCGGAAAGGUACGCGAGCCGCUCUCCCUCCACUCGAAGUGCUCGAUCGAUCAGCUGGCAUCCAGCCGUGAUGCUUCUGAGCGGGCGACCUCGACCGACUUGAGCGCAGGCGCCAUCUUGCGCGCUCAGACAAGCACGGACACGCAGAAGCUCGAUGCUGCGAACGCGGAAAGGGAUGCCACGCCUCACAUCCGGUCCUCGCCCGCCUCUUCUGGCCUCGCAAAGCCAUUAGCGCCUCCCGAUGACGACGUAGCACCGGGCGUCGAGGCUUCUGUCUCAUCAGCGACGUUUUUGCCCUCCAGCGCAGCUCCACUACCUGCACAGGCAGCUGCCACUUCUGCCGCAGUCUCUGCACCCAGCACAGCACAAGGUGCGAGCAACGAGGACCCAACCUUGGUGCCACCAGACAACUUUGCGAUGGUCAACACUUGGGUGUACAGGUCCAGCUUUCCCAAGAAGAAGCACUUUACUUUCUUGAAAACACUGGGACUCAACAGUGUCUUGUGAGCUGCCCGAAACCCCUUUGGCUCCGCCUCGAUCAGCGUCUUGACGUUUAUCUGCAUCUUUGCUUCUCGCAGAACUCUCAUCCUGGAGGAGUACCCAGCUCAGAACAUGAAAUUUUUGCACGAUGAAGGGAUUCGCUUCUUUCAAUUUGGUAUUCCUGGUAACAAGGUGAGUGUCCAGCAAUCAAAAAGCAGUCUGGUGCUCGUAUGACGCAACUGAUUUCCCCUCCCACCAUCUUGGAACACUGCAGGAGCCCUUUGUGCAAAGUGAGCCUAACUUGGCGCCGCGGCAGGCUCGAGCUUCGGCUCAUACUGACAGACAUGAAACCGCUUCCUUUUCAGUACCCGAAAACAUGAUCACUGCAGCUCUCAUCACCAUUCUGGACCGCAGAAAUCACCCUAUGUUGAUACACUGCAACAAGGGCAAGCACCGUACGGGAUGUUUGAUUGGCUGUCUGAGAAAGUUGCAACAGUGGAGUUUGACCACCAUCUUUGACGAGUACAGGAGGUUUAGUCAUCCGAAGUCUCGAAGCAUGGAUCAAGAGUUCAUCGAGCUUUACCAGGAGAAUAGAGUGUGGUCUGAGGUUGGGUACAGGUGGUUGCCGCGAUGGUGAGUGACCCGCCCGCACUUUCCUUCCGUCCUUUCCUGCACGUGUGCUUGACCUGAUGCACACGGAUGUGCCUUUGCGAUGCGUGUGUCAGGACGGUGCUGCAUAAACGUGCCACUAUGAUCGCUGCAGCACAGGGCAUCGGUACGACUUCUUCGUCGGACGAAGACAUUAAACAAGAGCAGGAAUUGCCUUUCUCAUUACCAGACGCCGUAUCACGCACAAGGGCACACGGUUUGCGCAGAGGAAGAGGACGCAGGAAACAAUUGGGCGUGGCGGAGCCCACGCAUGGACUGUAG